Seriola dumerili (greater amberjack) is the source of this 3537-nucleotide messenger RNA. RefSeq names its product prosaposin receptor GPR37-like (gene gpr37a). The record is from RefSeq and is a predicted model, not a curated record. The transcript is spliced from 2 exons. Gene Ontology annotation, biological process: adenylate cyclase-inhibiting G protein-coupled receptor signaling pathway; positive regulation of MAPK cascade. Lineage: Eukaryota; Metazoa; Chordata; Actinopteri; Carangiformes; Carangidae. Bases 373 to 2211 code for a protein of 612 amino acids. Gene Ontology annotation, cellular component: plasma membrane; signaling receptor complex. Gene Ontology annotation, molecular function: prosaposin receptor activity; G protein-coupled peptide receptor activity.
CUCCGGUCGUAUCUCACGCCACCUCACUACGCCGCCCUCCGCGCGCUCGAGUGCGGCUUGGCGUGCAAAAACUUUCCUUAACGGAGGUGGAUCUGCGUCGUUUGGGUUCCAGCACUCCACCCCCGUCUCCACCUUCUGCCGCGGAGGACCUGCACGGCUGGUUAACUGGUUUGUGGACCUGGUUCCACUCUGGGUUUGGGUCUCUUUGGUGAUGCCUCCAGACUGGAGUCGCUCCGGGACGCACCCGAACCGGCCAGGUCCACCUGUUUUACACGACCUACGACUUUGUGAAAGCUGCUGGCGCGGGAAAAUGAAGGAAAACUGAUUUUUUUCUUCUUCUUUUUUUGAGAGAAUAUCAGAGCCCAGAGAUGGAUGGAUCAUUUUGGAUCACACGGUUUCAUCUCACGGGUUAGACAGAACCACACGAUGCCGCAUCCGCCCCUGAGGUUACUGUGUUUGUGGCUGUGCAGCGAGGCCGUGGCGAGUCAACUCCACUGGCAGAAAACAAAGACGACUUUCAGUCCUCAUUAUGAAUCCACCGCCGCUGACAAGAAUGCGCAGAGCCGGAGAUGGCGCACAGUCAGCUGGGAGGACAAUGGGGGGUUGCGCGGUGCCAGUGCUCAGGCCUCGUGGCUGGAUACUGUAAACCGGUCGUCCUCUGAGCCGCUGGGGACGGAGGUACACCGGCGCGCUGUGCGUAAAAGUGACUCGCAAAAUGGAGAUCGGCGCAUCCGACUUGAAGAAGCUUUACGCACGGAUGGAGACAAGGUCAGUGAGCCGCGGAGUGGUGGAUGCAGUCCGGGAAAGGUGCUUAAACAAACCCGACAUGGACCCACCUGCAGACCUGAGAGGACCGGACAGCACCGGCGGCAGAGGCGGAGUGCCAAACCCGGCAGGAUGAAGCACAGCGAGCCGCUGCAGGACGGAGCCGCGGCUGCGUUGGAGGCUCUGCCCGCGGUCAUGGCGCAGGAGCAAGAGGCCUCUCCGCCCUUCGGACUCAACACCAGCGACUACGAGGAGGAGUACUCUCUGCCGGACUUCCCCGACCCCACGCCGCUCGCGCCGGUGAACACGCGGAGCAGACGCAAGCAGGUGAAGAACCCGUUCUACCCGCUCACCGCGGAGUCUUACGGCGCGUACGCGGUGAUGAUCACGGCCGUCAUCAUCUUCACCGUGGGGAUCAUCGGGAACGUGUCGGUCAUGUGCAUCGUGUGUCACAACUACUACAUGAGGAGCAUCUCCAACUCGCUGCUGGCCAACCUCGCGCUGUGGGACUUCGUCAUCGUCUUCUUCUGCCUGCCGCUGGUGGUGUUUCACGAGCUCACCAAGAACUGGCUGCUGGGAGAGUUCUCGUGCAGGAUCAUCCCGUACCUGGAGGUGGUGUCUCUCGGGGUCACGACCUUCACGCUGUGCGCUCUGUGCAUCGAUCGUUUCCGAGCCGCCACCAACGUUCAGAUGUACUACGAGAUGAUCGAGAACUGGGCGUCCACCUCGGCCAAGCUCGCCGUCAUCUGGGUGGGCGCUCUGCUGCUGGCGCUACCCGAGCUGCUGAUCCGACAGCUGGUCACCGAGGACGGCGACCCGCCCGACGUGAGGCCGUGCGAGCGCUGCGUGGUCCGGAUCUCCACUGAGCUUCCGGACACGCUGUACGUCCUGGGACUCACGUACGACGGCGCGCGGCUCUGGUGGUACUUCGGCUGCUACUUCUGCCUGCCCACGCUCUUCACCAUCUGCAGCUCGCUGGUCACCGCACGCAAGAUCCGCCGCGCCGAGCGGGCCUGCGUCCGCGGCAGCAAGAAGCAGAUCCAGCUGGAGAGCCAGAUGAACUGUGCCGUGGUGGCGUUGGCCAUCCUCUACGGCUUCUGCAUCAUCCCGGAGAACAUCUGCAACAUAGUCAGCGUCUACAUGGCGGCCGGCGUUCCCGCGAGAACCCUGGACAUCCUGCAUCUGGUGAGCCAGCUGCUGCUCUUCUGUAAGUCUGCGGUGACGCCGGUGCUGCUGUUCUGCCUGUGCCAGCCGUUUACCAAAGCCUUCCUGGACUGCUGCUGCUGCUGCUGCGAAGAGUGCGGCCCGCCGCGGUCCCCCGUCACCGCCACCAGCGACGUCGACAACGAGUGCACCACCACCGAGCUGGAGCUGUCACCGUUCAGCACCAUGCGCAGGGAGGCGUCCACCUCCGCCGCCUACGCUGUCGUGGGGACACACUGCUGAGGUCGAAGGUCGAAGGAGAGCUUGCUCCGGGUCAUUCCUCUGAUGUGAUCCUGUGAUCGGCGGACGCGUUUGAUGUAUCAGGCCACAAACUCUUGGAGUGGAAUCGACCCGAACUGUCGAGCAAGUGUUUUUACUGACGGACAGACUGACGCCGCCGUCCGUCCUCUCGCCGUUCACAGAGUUUAUCUUUGACACAGUCGGUGUUAGUUCACAGCGUUUUAGUUCUUUCACUAACUCACACGUGUUUCCACUGAAGCUGCAUCCUGUUCAUUCUCACUGUUUGUGGACGAGCAUCAUUUUUAUGCCCUUUUUUAAAUUUUUCCGUUGAAAAUUGAUUUUAUUUUAGUUAGUUGUGUUGAAUUUAUAUUUAAAGUGAAGUAAAUAGUUAGUAGUCGUUAUUGGGGGGGGGGGUAGAGCAGGUUGGCUGCUGAUCCUGUGGUUGGCGGUUCGAUUCGACGGUUGCAUCAGGAGGGGCGUCUGGCGUAAAACCGAUCCCGAAUCAAAUAUACUGAUGGUGACCCAGUGUGGCGACCACGCGCAUUAUUCCACAUAUAUUCUCAAUUCGAUUCGAUUCGAUUCAAUUUGAUUCGAUUCGAUUCGAUUCUUGAGCUCCGUGACGGUGGAUUGUUUUCUUGCCUGUUACUCGAUGCUUGAUUGACGUUUGGAAAUCAAACACUGAGGAUGGGUUCGGGUUGAAUGACUUCUUCCUUACGUUUUCCGUCGCUCGUGUCCGGGCGCCAUCUACAGGGUCAGCGAGCUAAACUCAUGUCAGGAGAAAAUGUAAACCGGCGCUGUUACAACACUGAAAAGUAUGAGUUGAUUUUUAGAGAUAGUAUCGCGACUCUUUAGUGAAUCGAUUCUUUUUUUUUCACACCUCUACCAUAUAUGUUAAAUUAUUUACUUUCCGCACGCAAUAAAAGGCGGACCUUUAACUGGAAUUAAUUAUUUGGUUACGUGCCAAUCAAAUCUAAAAAUCUAAUUUUCCCCUUUUACCAAGUUGCAUCGUCGUCUGAGGUCAGACAAUAAAGUUUUACCUUAAGUUGGGAAAACGGGCAUAAAGAGUUCUCAUCCACCACAGCUGCUGUCAGCAUCUGUACUUUGUUCUUUUGAAUGUUCUUGUUCUUGGUUCUUUUCUUUGUGUGAGUGAGUCAAAGGGACGGACAGUAAUGUAUUGAGGCGCCGCUGUGUUGUGUUGUUGUUAGCUGAUGUUCUGUCUGUGUGAGUGUUUUGUUCUUCACUCUGUUGGAUAGCAGGAAGCCUCAGUCUGUAAUGUGACAGGUUUGUUUGGCCACAUGAGAAGUAUCACUUUAAUUAAAAGAUAUUUUA